AUGGUCAAGUCCAGAGAAUCAUAUUUUGGGGACAAAAGUUCUUGUGUAGAAAAUACUAGCACAUGGAAUCUCACGAGUUGCUCUUCUGUGCGAGGCCUGAAUAGCACGUGUAUAGGAAAAACACCCCUCUCUUCUAGUAGAUCUGUUUGCAGAAGCCAUACCCCUCUUAUGGGAUAUUCAGUUACAUCCUCAUCUGCAGUCUCUGCUCAUACUGUUGGGUCGGUUAUUGUAGCUGUAGUAGAAGGAAGAGGCCUUGCCAGAGGUGAAGUAGGAAUGGCCAGUAUUGACUUAAAAAAUCCUGAGGUGGUAUUAUCACAAUUUGCAGACAAUACAACUUAUGCCAAGGUCAUUACUAAACUCAGGAUUUUAACACCACUAGAAAUAAUAAUGUCAAACACUGCUUGUGACGCAGGGAACACAACAAAAUUGUUCAGUCUGAUAACAGAACAUUUCAAGAAUGUGGCUUUUACAACUGUCCAAAGAAAAUACUUCAAUGAAACAAAGGGUUUGGAAUACAUAGAACAAUUGUGUGCGUCUGAAUUCAGCACAGUUUUCAUGGAGGUUCAAUCAAAGUACUACUGUCUUGCAGCUGCUGCAGCUUUGCUAAAAUAUGUUGAAUUUAUUCAAAAUUCAGUUUAUGCUCCUAAAUCACUCAAAGUGCGUUUCCAGGGGAGUGAGAAAACAGCUAUGAUAGAUUCAUCAUCAGCACAAAAUCUUGAACUAGUGGUUAAUAACAGAGAUUCGCGGAAUGGUCACACGCUUUGUGGUGUCCUAAAUUACACUAAAACUCCAGGUGGAAGUCGAAGACUUAGAUCCAAUAUCCUGGAGCCACUAGUUGAUGCCGAAACAAUUAACACAAGACUGGACUGUGUUCAGGAAUUACUCCAGGAUGAGGGACUCUUUUUUGGUCUUCAAGCAGUUAUCUCAAAAUUCCUGGAUACAGAACAACUACUUUCAGUUUUGGUACAAAUUCCAAAGCAGGAUACAGUUAAAAGUGCUGAAUCAAAAAUAACUAAUUUAAUUUACCUGAAGCAUACUCUAGAACUUGUGGAGCCUCUGAAAGCUGCUUUAAGAAGCUGUAACACACCGCUGCUAAAGGCUUAUUAUAAUUCUCUUGAAGAUACAAGAUUCGGAAUUAUACUUGAAAAGAUUACAACUGUAAUUAAUGACGAUACAAGGUACACAAAAGGAUGUCUGAGUAUGAGGACCCAGAAAUGCUAUGCUGUUAAGCCUAACAUCAAUGAAUUCCUUGACAUAGCUCGUAGAACAUACACAGAAAUUGUUGAUGACAUAGCAGGUAUGAUAACACAACUUGCAGAAAAGUACAACCUACCAAUGAAAACAAGUUUCAGCUCUGCUCGUGGAUUUUUUAUCCAGAUGAAUGUCGAUUGUUCAACAUUACCCAAUGGCCAACUUCCUUCUGAAUUUACAAAGAUCACUAAAAUGAAAAACACAUAUAGCUUCACUUCAGCAGAUUUAAUAAAAAUGAAUGAAAGGUGUCAGGAGUCCCUGAGAGAAAUAUAUCACAUGACCUACUUAAUAGUGUGUAAACUACUGAACGAGAUCUAUGAACACAUUCAUUGCCUAUACAAGCUGUCUGACAUUGUGUCAAUGCUGGAUAUGCUGCUUUCAUUUGCCCAUGCCUGCACUCUUUCUGAUUAUGUUCGUCCAGAAUUUACGGAUACUUUAGCGAUCAAGCAGGGAUGGCACCCCAUUCUUGAGAAGAUAGCUAUGGAAAAACCUGUGUCUAACAACACAUAUCUGACAGAGGGUAACAAUUUUGUCAUUAUUACAGGACCAAAUAUGAGUGGAAAAUCAACAUACCUAAAACAGAUUGCUCUCUGUCAAAUUAUGGCACAGAUUGGUUCUUAUGUCCCAGCAGAGUAUUGUUCUUUUCGAAUUGCAGAGCAAAUUUUUACCAGAAUAGGUAUGGAUGAUGAUAUAGAAACAAAUGCAUCAACAUUCAUGAAGGAAAUGAAAGAGAUAACGUACAUCAUACAAAAUGCUAAUGACAAAUCACUCAUCAUAAUUGACGAACUUGGCAGAGGUACCAGUGCUGAAGAAGGUAUUGGCAUUUGUUAUGCUGCCUGUGAAUAUCUGUUGAAUUUAAAGGCAUUUACACUGUUUGCUACACAUUUCCUGGAACUGUGUCAUAUAGAUGCUUUAUAUCCCAAUGUGGAAAAUUACCAUUUUGAAGUGCAACAUGUGAGAAGCAGUGCUGGAAAUAAGGAGAAAAUUGCUUACACUUACACGCUCUCUAAAGGAUAUACAGAGGAAAAGAACUAUGGAUUAAAAGCUGCAGAAGUUUCCUCCCUACCAUCAUCCGUAAUUUUGGAUGCAAAGGAAAUCACAAAUCAUAUUGCAAAACAAAUUUUGCACAGGCAGAAAAGCACUCCUGAGAUGAUGAAACAGAGAGCUGUAUACCAUUUAGCAAUGAGAUUGGUUCAGACUGCCAGAAAUUCUCGAUUGGAUCCAGACAGUUUGCGCAUAUAUUUGAAAGGCUUGAAGAAAAAGUAUGAAGCCAGUUGUCCUGCUCCUGGACAAAAUGAUGAGCAACAGUAAUGUGUAACAUAGGCUGUGGCUCUAAUUUUUAUGACUGCAAGGUGAUUCUAUUUUUUUCAGUAGUAUUAGAAAACACUGCUUUUCACAUGUUUUUAAGUUCUUAAUUCUUAGUCUAAAUUAUACUCACUACUUGAAAGACCAUAUCCUUCAUGUUUUUUUUCCCCAAAACAUACCUGAAAUAAAAGCAUUUACUUUGUAUGAGCAACACAGUUCUUUUUGAUAAUGAACUACAUCCCCUUUGUUAUUUUAGAGACAAAAUACUGUAUAAUAUUUAGUUAUUUUCUACGUGAUAUAUCUGGUAUUAUAGCUCUUACAUCUGAUACUGAAGAUCUUGCCUAACAAAAAGCAGUCUUUGAAACAGAUGGUCC
Molecule: messenger RNA, 2930 nt
Organism: Pygoscelis adeliae (Adelie penguin)
Lineage: Eukaryota; Metazoa; Chordata; Aves; Sphenisciformes; Spheniscidae
Gene: MSH4
Product: mutS homolog 4
Exons: 20
Coding region: 1-2562 (853 amino acids)
Biological process (GO): reciprocal meiotic recombination; mismatch repair
Cellular component (GO): nucleus
Molecular function (GO): ATP binding; mismatched DNA binding; ATP-dependent DNA damage sensor activity
Source: RefSeq, a predicted model, not a curated record